UUUGCACGCCAUUGCGAGUAGAAUCAGAAGACUCUUAMUCGUUUAUCACAGAAAUUCUUACGUUUUAAACUCCUAAUUUUACCAAGAGCAAGCUCAAAACUUAAUCUAAGUCUUAGACUUUCAGAUACUAAAGUAGUGUCUGCAUUWACCGUAAAAAUAUUCUGACAACGAACGCCUUUCCUAGAAUAGUUUAUGUACGAAAUGUCGUUUGCUUUUGGAGGAGCUUACCAACUUUCUAACAAUUCCAAUCAAGAAAUACAAGUGAAUAAUGCCUUCAAGAAAGCAAGACUAGAAGAUGGCCAAGUAAAAGUACAAAAACGUGCCGCUUUGGGCACGAUAACCAACAACGUUCAACUUCGAGUCCAACCACACCGGGCAGCGAAGGCCGUAGUGACGAGUCAAGCAGGACUGAAGAAUGAUGAAAACGCGUACAGUCACCGCGUUGGCAAAUCUGCAUUUGCAGUUCCUCAAACUACUCAACAGAGCUUYUCAAUUCACGUAGACAAUGAGCCAAAACUUUCCAAAGUAAAAGAAAAUGAAGUUGGCAGUUCGCAGGAGUCUUUUUUAAAGGCUGCCGUCACAGGUUUGUCGCGACCAGCCCUGACGAGUGUCUUCACCAGCAGAGAAGGUUGUGAAGAUUCUCCUAUGGUGAUAGAUUCCGACGUGAGCAGCGACGAUGAGGAGUUCGARGCUAUCGCCACCGAAAAAGCGUUUGACGAGAUCGAAGCCAGCGUUGACCCUGUGCUCGAAGUUUCAGAGUAUGCCGAGGAGAUGUUCAGAUAUCUCAAGGCCGCAGAAACAAAGUACAUGCCUAAAUCAAAGUACAUGAGAAAGCAAGCCGACAUCAACAGCAGCAUGAGAGCAAUCCUUGUUGACUGGCUUGUGGAAGUCGGUGAAGAAUACAAGCUUCUUCCUCAGACUCUUUAUUUAACCGUCAACUACAUUGAUAGAUUUUUGUCCAUGAUGUCRGUCCUCAGAGGUAAACUUCAACUGGUUGGUACUGCUUGCAUGCUUUUAGCCUCCAAGUUYGAGGAGAUCUACCCACCKGAGGUGUCRGAAUUUGUGUAYAUAACAGAUGAUACAUACACAGCUAAACAGCUGCUGAAAAUGGAACAGCUUGUCCUCAAAGCAUUAACAUUUGAUCUAUCAGUSCCAACAACUUUAAAUUUCUUAGAAAGAUACUUGAAGGCUACCAAAGCCCCAGAAAACUUGGCUCCUAAAGUAGAAUCUCUUGCAAGGUACUUGUGUGAAAUCUCACUGCUGGACUGUGAUCCUUUCCUGGAAUACGUACCAUCUACAAUUGCUGCAUCAGCUGUUGUACUUUCAUUGCACACAUUAGGGCUUCCUCACUGGAAUGAGAAAUUGAGCAGUUAUUCUGGAUAUGAGUURCAUCAGCUACAGUCUUGCAUCCAAGAUUUACACAGAGCAUUCUCCCAUGCUUCAAAGCAUCCCCAGAAGGCAAUCAGAGACAAAUACAGCAGUUCAAAGUACCACCAUGUGUCUACUGCUGUUAGUCCGCCCGAGUUCUUACCAAUGGUCUAAAAUAAUGAACCACCAUCAUAUAGGUAGAAGUUUUAUUGAAUAUCAAUUUUAUCAAUUCUUACGUAUUGUACAUGGCUGAUCUAAGGAAAGUGUGUGUCACAUUGUAAAUACUUCAUAUACUCGCAUUUUUUAAUUUUUUUAAAUUUUCAAAUGAUUUUAUCUUGUGAUUACCAUUAUUUUAAUUUCUCAAUAUAAUUGUCCAAAUAUAAUUGUCUUCAACCUGUGUAUUCUUUAAUGCUUUUGAUUAACAAUAGAUAAAUUAUAUACCACUUUAAUAUCAUAAAGAUUUAACUUAAUYGUGACAUAGUUUAUAUUAUUAAACUUUCAUAAUGCUGUAUUCCUGGGGUAGRCAUUGAACAAAAAGUACUGGAUUAAUAACAAUCAAUGACAAAUUUAAAUUAAUGUGAAUCACUUCUUGUGGGUAUUAUGUUCAAUGUUUGGCCUAAAUUAUCACUUCUAGUUUGUGUAUUAUUGUUCAUAUUACUGUCCAAUGUAGUUUCCAGUUAUGGCAUAAUACAUGUAUCUCGAUGACCAUUUCAGAAAUAGUUUCCAGAUAUAAAGGAAUCCAUUUACAAUUUUGUGUAAUUCUCUUUAAGAAUUUCUAUGCUUUUACUGGAAGCACUGUAUAUAUGCACUACAAUUUUUGUCCAWGACUGGUUGGGACAGCUGAUAAAUCAAAAGUUUGUUUCAUACUGGAUGCUUGGAUAAAAAAUGUAGUACAACAAGUACUUGUGAAGUACAAAUUGCUACUUAAUUAUUAAUAUUAAUUACAUAGAACUUGUAAAUACUAUAUGUGGAUAUAAAAUUGGAUGUUAUAGCAUU
This is a messenger RNA of Exaiptasia diaphana, 2364 nucleotides long. RefSeq names its product G2/mitotic-specific cyclin-A. The record is from RefSeq and is a predicted model, not a curated record. Bases 193 to 1542 code for a protein of 449 amino acids. Gene Ontology annotation, cellular component: nucleus; cyclin A2-CDK2 complex; cytoplasm. The transcript is spliced from 8 exons. Gene Ontology annotation, molecular function: cyclin-dependent protein serine/threonine kinase regulator activity. Gene Ontology annotation, biological process: mitotic cell cycle phase transition; regulation of cyclin-dependent protein serine/threonine kinase activity. NCBI's taxonomy places the organism in Eukaryota, Metazoa, Cnidaria, Anthozoa, Actiniaria, Aiptasiidae.